Medioppia subpectinata is the source of this 1233-nucleotide messenger RNA. The record is from the annotation of a GenBank genome assembly. NCBI's taxonomy places the organism in Eukaryota, Metazoa, Arthropoda, Arachnida, Sarcoptiformes, Oppiidae.
AUGUCACUAUUAUAUGUGACAUGUCUGACCUCAUCGGUGCUGACACUGUCCGCCAUAUCGUGCGACCGAUUUGUGGCCAUAUUUUUCCCGCUGAGAGCGCGGGUCACCAAACAGAGGACCGGUCUUGUAAUUGGCAUCGUUUGGGUCGUAUCCCUAUUGGUUAGCAUACCGUUCCUCAUAUACCGACAGCACUACACAUUUGAGUGGCGCGACUACAUCGAAACGAAUUGCGUGGAGAGUUGGCCGUCGGUGAGCGUGUACUCGGCGUCGGCGGGCGGGUGUGUGAAGACAUACGUAUCUAAACAGAUAUACUACACGUUUGUGACAACAACCCUAUUCUUCCUGCCGGUGGCCGUAAUGAUCACCGCAUACUCACUCAUUGUGUGGCGCCUAUGGGUUAAUCAGAUGCCCGGCGAACGCAACCAAACAAACGUGUCCGUCCAUAAAAAGGCCAAGAAAAAAUCAAUAGAUGGGUCUCGGUUGGUGCGGCUGUCACUCGCGAGCGUGAGAGUGGCAGCUGUUAUCGGUCGCAACGGUUCGCUUAUUCUAGGCCCGAAGCCUUUCCGGUUAGUGUCAGCUCCGAACGCCGGGACUGACGGGUUAUCUUCGGGCGAGUGGUGCUCCCACUCGCUGUUGUGGUCGGCAGUGAUACUCUCACUCUUCGGAUCCUCUCCGGUCAGUAGCCGGCGUGCACUCCGUCCGCACACUCACGCACUACUGCAGUGGCGAUGCUCUCACCACACGCUUCUACGCCAACGGCCAGCGGUGUCUUCGACGGCCAACAGUGGUGACCAACGGGUGCUCCCCGUUGUGGUUAUCAAAAUGGUGUGCAUAGUAUUGGCGGCGUUUGUCAUAUCAUGGAUGCCAUUGCAGGUCAUUGUCUUGUAUUCACUGUUUGGACACUCGGCUAACGAUUCCGGAGAAUUACCGAAGUGGUUCUCGAGUGUAUCAUAUUUCGCCACUUUCAUCGCCUAUUCAAACAGCGUAUUCAACCCAAUAAUAUACGGGGGUUUUAAUAAAAACUUUCGUCAGGCCUUGUGCUCGAUAUUCCGGUGCGAGAAUAAACUCAAUCUCAUUAUACAUCGUAAACACAAAUCGCCGAAGAAGUCGUCUGUGUUUACGGCCACGACGUGGUCACCCAAUACUAACCGCCGCAACAAAAAUAUACUCAACAACACGUUUAAGACGGAUGUGAUUGAACUCAAUAACAUGGAUAGUGUUGUCAAUUGUUAG